Molecule: messenger RNA, 537 nt
Organism: Solea senegalensis (Senegalese sole)
Lineage: Eukaryota; Metazoa; Chordata; Actinopteri; Pleuronectiformes; Soleidae
Gene: il20
Product: interleukin 19 like
Exons: 5
Coding region: 1-537 (178 amino acids)
Source: RefSeq, a predicted model, not a curated record
AUGAAGAUGCUGCUGGGCUGCUCCUCUCUCUGCCUGCUCCUCUUGCUCAGCUGCCUGAGUGAACCUGCGCACAGUCUACCUCUGCGUUUGUCCAGCUGCUCUGUCAACGUCCACACUGCCGAACUGUGGAAAUAUCACUCCACCAUACGAUCAGAUGUGAUAGCAGGAGACAGUGAGAUCGCAGUGAAAAUUCUGGACAAAUCAUUGAUCAAGGACGUUCAGGAGGGACAGAUGUGCUGUUUCGUGCGUCUCCUGAUGCGUUUCUAUGUGGAGAGAGUGUUCGGCAACUACGCCUCAUCACAGCCACAGCAUCAGCGCAGCUCCAGCGCUCUGGCCAAUUCAUUCAUCACCAUCAGAAAAGAUAUACAUAAAUGUCACUGUCACUGUGCAGAAGACACACAGAGGAAAAUUGACUCCGUCCACGCUGAGUUUAUCAAGCUGCAGAUAAACGAGGCAGCACAGAAGGCCAUGGGAGAACUGGAUGUUGUGCUGGGAUGGCUGGACGGACUGGGCCAGAAAACCGGAGAUUCAAGUUAA